GAGAGAGAGAGAGAGAGAGAGAGAGAGCUGAGAACAUCCGGUGGAAGAGCAGACAGACUGCGGGAAGAGUCUUGCCCGGGUGGAGGGACAGCUCUGUAACAUACAACAAAAAUGGGAGUGGAAAUCGAGACAAUAACCCCAGGCGACGGAAGGACUUUCCCCAAAAAAGGACAGACGUGCGUGGUGCAUUAUGUCGGUUCCCUUACAGACGGACGCAAGUUUGACUCAUCCCGCGACAGGGACAAGCCCUUCAAGUUCAAGAUCGGCAAGCAGGAGGUGAUCCGAGGCUGGGAAGAAGGUGUAGGGCAGAUGAGUGUUGGCCAGAGGGCCAAGCUGACCUGCUCACCUGACUUUGCUUACGGGCACAAGGGCCACCCCGGCAUCAUCCCUCCCAAUGCCACCCUCAUUUUCGACGUUGAGCUGCUGAGGUUGGAAUGAAACCAAUCCACGGCCCGUUUUUUUUAUUUUAUUUUAUUUUAUGUGACUUCCUACCUGGGUGACUUGGAGAGAAGCUAGGAGAGUCUGCACUUGAUUCUAUAAGAGGCUUGAGUCAAUAGUUCCACUACGUUUAUGGUCAUUGUUUUCUCCAACUAUGAAAAUUUGUGUUAUUUUGUCUCAGUGACUCAGUUAUCUAUAUUUUUUUCCACCAUAUUCUUCCUCUUAAAAAAAAAUCUAUGGGCCAUAACCUUACAAACCUCCAUAUUCUUAAUCUUGAACUUUUGAAUUGUGCUUUACUUAUACUUUGCUUUGUUUUUGUGAAAUGUCAGUUGUGCAUGGUUAUGAUGAGUAAUACAAAAAUACCAAUGAACUAUUAGCAGUGACAUUCAUCUCUUAAGAUUCAAUGCAUACGAGUAUUGUAAUUUUAGAGGGCUGGCGUUGGUUUUAGUAACGGCGAAAGAAAACAAUGAAAAAAAUAUACAAAAGAAUAUGAAAAGCACAUGUUUGUAUCUAAAAUGCCUCCCGGCUGAAAAUCAGAAACAGUGAAAUGAGUUUAUAUUAGAGCAGUAGGGCUUAGUGUUGAAUUCAGUGGCAUAAGUGUUGUGAAAUGUCAAGUCAUGGGAGGCCUUAAUGAUGCAACACAGGAACUUUGUUUGAUACAUAAAAUGACCCCUUCUAGAUAGCGAUGCUCUGUUUUUCCUUACGUUAACUUUAGUAUGAGCUAGACAGGAGCAAUCGAUGCAGAUGAGAACCAGUCACAGCUGUAGAUAGUUCAAUCCAGUAUGUGUGCCUCAGUAUUGUCACCAGACACAUGGUUACACCUCGCCCUGUCUGCAUGAUCUAGGCCUGAUUGGAGCCCCUAGUCUGUACAUGGUGAAAGCUUUGCAUUUGACUUGCUUUAUUCUUGCCUUUUCAUCCAGUCAAAUCUUUAAACCCCAUUUAAAGCCAUAAACAAGUUGAACAGUGCAAAGAUAGGAACUGCGGUCAUGCACAUCAAUUGGACUUUGUUAUGCUUUCAUAGAAAAAAAAAAAAAGGGAAAUGCUUGAACAUUAGAAAAAGGGGGUUUAGGAAUCAAUCGAGUUGUGACCUCCCCCCAAACCUUAUUUUGUCUAACAACUUCCAUUAUCUAUUUUUCAGAUGCCAACUUUCUAUCUCUGAGAAUCGACAAAGCCACUGUAUAACCUGUGAUGAUAACUGUAAUGUUUUUUUUUUUUUUAAUUUUAUUAUUAUUAUUUGUUUUUUGUUCUUUUUUUUUUUCAGUGUCAUUAGUAAAGUACACCACACUGCCUAACUGGACUUUGUGUUGUGGUAGAAACAAUUCUGACACACAGUCAGGCAUCCUAGUGGUUUUGUAUCACAAAUAAAAAAGUUUUAAAUGGAGUUUAAAUGAAAACAAGGAAUACGCUGGCCUGGCUGUCAGACACUGACCAUGGCUGCUGAUGUUCCAUGCUGGCCAAGCAGCAGCUGGCAUGGCAGCGGUCCAUCUCUGUACUGUCUAGUUCUGUGCUGAUACGUUACUGUAUGCAGGCUAAACCAAUGAAGACAUUUAAAAUGUGCCGUUGCAAUAAAGUGCUCUCCACCUGCUUUUGGAAAA
Myripristis murdjan (pinecone soldierfish) is the source of this 2033-nucleotide messenger RNA. It is a transcript of the gene fkbp1ab, whose product is annotated as FKBP prolyl isomerase 1Ab. Gene Ontology annotation, molecular function: peptidyl-prolyl cis-trans isomerase activity. The transcript has 5 exons. The record is from RefSeq and is a predicted model, not a curated record. The coding region runs from base 112 to 438 and encodes 108 amino acids. Lineage: Eukaryota; Metazoa; Chordata; Actinopteri; Holocentriformes; Holocentridae. Gene Ontology annotation, biological process: protein peptidyl-prolyl isomerization. Gene Ontology annotation, cellular component: cytoplasm; sarcoplasmic reticulum membrane.